This is a messenger RNA of Trematomus bernacchii (emerald rockcod), 3864 nucleotides long. It is a transcript of the gene runx1, whose product is annotated as RUNX family transcription factor 1. NCBI's taxonomy places the organism in Eukaryota, Metazoa, Chordata, Actinopteri, Perciformes, Nototheniidae. Gene Ontology annotation, molecular function: RNA polymerase II cis-regulatory region sequence-specific DNA binding; ATP binding; DNA-binding transcription factor activity, RNA polymerase II-specific. The transcript has 9 exons. The record is from RefSeq and is a predicted model, not a curated record. Gene Ontology annotation, biological process: regulation of transcription by RNA polymerase II; regulation of cell differentiation; neuron differentiation. Gene Ontology annotation, cellular component: nucleus. The coding region runs from base 1216 to 2688 and encodes 490 amino acids.
UAGAAGUGUGUCAGUGCAGGUGUUGGGGUGUAAGGAGGCGUAUAUUUGAGGGUCAAGUUGCAUGUGUUUGUGUGUGCGUGUGUGUGUCUCAAAAGGCUGAUUACAUAUAGUUAACCAGCAGGUGUUUGACCACACACAUAUACAUUACAAUUAAAAUGUAUUUAACAAGGUUUUCUUUCAGACUUAAGACUCCUGAAGCUGUAUACCCCUGUUUGCAAAGGCUAAACCUUAGCCUAAUGGCACAGUCCAAUUAACCAGGCUUAUCUACAUAGGAAGGUGUUGACCAGCAGCUCAGCCUUUUACCAGAAGCAAGGUGCAGAGGAGUCUUCACAGGGCUCCUUUAAGUGUCUGCACUCAUAGCUUGUACAUUUUAAAGUGAUAAAUAUGACAGCAGCUCUCUCUGAUGUUUCUUUUUAUCAACUGUCUUGGAGCCACAGAAUACAUUAUACAACAUGUCAAGUCAGUGGAAUUCCCCUUUAAGUAUUGUUACUCACAUGCAUCCUGUAUUAAAAGCAACGCGGUGAUCAGUUCUACGCAAUAUAAAACAGCAAUGGAUACACUUCUCUCCUUAACUAACCUUCAAAAUGCUCCUACACACACACAUACACACACACUAGUGGUCACAGUGGUCUGACAGUCUGACCUGCUGUGAGGCUUGGUGAAGUAAAGGUGACUCACUCCCUCUGUCUAACCCCGCUACAAACACACAGACCACAAACGCACAUAUGGGCGCUCACAAACACACACCACAACGCCCUCUCCCUCCGUUUCGCUUGCCCUAACCACAGCUACUUCCUCGGUGAGGACUGUUGGCUGAGGGGGGCAGGUGGUUAGUUUGAUUACACACUCACACACAAGCACACAACAAAGCCACAAUGCCAGAUUAAUAGAAGAGAAAGACUCUUCGGCGACUUUGAAUGUCAAAAAGCUCAUCAACAAGGGGAUCUGGAGAACCACAUACUCAACGCUGAGAGAGAGAGAGGAAGAUGGUGACAGAGAGGAAGAGCGGAAGCAGAGCUGCAAACACGUCCACGGACAGAGAAGACACCAUGUAGAGAAAGGUACACAGAAUGAGUUUUGUGGAUUAUUCUGCAUCUGAGUGGACGACUGGGAAAACCAAGGAGCUUUUUCAACCACCUCUUUCUCAGGAGCGGGACACCUCAGCUGGGAUGAAAAAAGGUGGAGUCUGAAAAACAUCUGAAGAGUAAUCCUUUCAUGGCAUCCAACAGUGUCUUUGGGUCAUUGUCGUCAGCUUUGAUUAUAGACCCAGCCCCUGGCCGGCGUUACACCCCCCCCUCCACCACCCUCGCCUCGGGGGGGAAGAUGGCCGAGGCCCUGCCCCUGGGUGCCCAGGAGGCCGGAGGCGGGGCCUCUCUGGUGGGCAAACUGCGCAUGGCUGACCGAGGCAUGGUGGAGGUGAUCUCAGAUCAUCCGGGGGAACUGGUGAAGACGGACAGCCCCAACUUCCUGUGCUCCGUGCUGCCCACACACUGGAGGUGCAACAAGACCCUGCCCAUCGCUUUCAAGGUGGUUGCCCUUGGCGACACCCCUGACGGCACCUUGGUUACGGUGAUGGCGGGAAACGACGAGAACUUCUCCGCUGAGCUUCGUAACGCCACGGCCGCCCUCAAGAACCAGGUGGCCCGAUUCAAUGACCUGCGCUUUGUGGGCCGCAGCGGAAGAGGGAAGAGUUUCACUCUGACCAUCACCGUGUUCACCAACCCUCCUCAGGUGGCCACGUACCAGAGAGCCAUUAAGAUUACAGUGGACGGCCCCCGAGAGCCAAGACGUCAUCGUCAGAAGAUGGAUGAAGUUAAACCCGGAACGCUGGCUUUCUCCGAGAGGCUCACAGAGCUGGAGCAGCUGAGACGGAGCUCCAUGAGGUUGACGCCUCCUCACCACCAUCACCAUCAACACCCCGCCAACAGCCGCCAGUCUGCAGCACUCAACUCUGCCGCCUUCUCCAGCCCUGCACACGCUCAGAUUACUGCUGACUCCAGGCAGAUGCAGUCAUCUCCAUCUUGGUCCUACGACCAAUCGUAUCCCUACCUUGGCCAGAUAACCACGCCCACUGUCCACACAGCCAAUCCCCUUUCGCCUGGUCGAUCUUCGCUCAGUGACCUGUCCUCGCGUCUCACAGGUCCUGACCUCACAGCCUUUGGCGACCACAGGAUGACCUUGGAACGACCUUUCACCUCCCUCCCCUCCUUACCUGACUCCCGCUUCUCGGAUCCCCGGGUCCACUACCCCUCUACAGCCACCGCCUUCACCUACGCCCCCUCUCACAACGCCGUAUCCAAUGGCGCCCUCGGCCUAUCCAUGGCGACGGCCAUGGCGAACACUCCAGCGGGGAGGUACCACACCUACCUGCCUCCCCCCUACCCGGCGAACACCCCCCACCAGGGUCAGAACGGGCCCUUCCAGUCCACCUCCUCACCGUAUCACCUGUACUAUUCCACCACCGCCGGAUCAUACCAGUUCUCAAUGAUGGCCGGCGGUGGGGGAGGCACCGACUCUCGCUCCCCGCCCAGGAUCCUGCCGCCGUGCACCAACGCCUCCACAGGCUCCUCCCUCCUGCACCCCUCUUUGCCCAAUCAGAAUGAAGGAGUGGGGGUGGAGGUGGAGUCCAGCCACAGUAGCUCCCCCACAAACAUGGCCGCUGCAGAGUCCGUCUGGAGACCGUACUGAAGCAGGCUUAAGGUGCUCCCUGGUCAUGUGACUUCACUGAAUAUACACACCAACACAAAAUAUGAUGUGACACGAGGCACAAGUCAAUGUAAAAACGAUAACUCGCUCCAACAAUCUUAUCUCGGUUAAAGGAUGAGGAAGUCUUUUUUUUUACGCAUAAAGAGCGCCAAACCAACCAUGUGUGUCUCUCUCUCUGGAUGCUUUCUGACUUCACCAUCCUUCUGUGGCUCUCUGCUAUCUAUGUUGUUCCCAGAUUUCAUCCUAGACCUUACUGAUUUUACACACCUCUACUGUGAGUGGAGUUUCAUCACAGUCAGGUUAGAGGAAAUGUUGCCACACAGGGUACAAUGUUGAGGGUCACCUUUCCUUGGGUAAACUACAAUUUUAAAACCUGCUGACUAUUUUAUUUAUAUUCAAGCACUGGAUUUUUUUCGUGACAUUAAAUAUUUGGAAAGACUUCACAGAGCACGGUUCGUCAUGACUUACCCAGGAGGGGGAUAAGAGCACCCAGUUUAAACAGCAGUGAAAUAACAUUGAAAAGGGCUGGAGAAAAAUGAGUGAAUAUGGACGGAUGAACGCAGCUUCCUUUGUAAAACUUUCUCAUAAAUGGUGUUCAUUAGAGAUGAUUUGCUGAUGCCAAAUAAUGCGAUUGCCUGUUUAUGUUUAUGUUUGUCAUUGUUUCUUCCCAUGAUUGUACCUCCUCUCUCAUUCUUCUGACAUUUUUCAAAAAACUGCCCAUUAUUGUCAUCAAUAAAAUAAGAUGACUAUUGGUGUUAUUACGGCCCUUAAGACAAAUUUGGACAGAAAAUAUAAAAACUGCAACAAAUCUUAAUUGACAUUGAUUACAUAUUUAUCAUGGACAGGCCUUACCACACUGAUUUCUACAUAUUUUGAGAGAACAUUACAGCAUGGAGUUCUGUAAAAUGCAUUAAUUUAUUCCAUUUUGGUAGCAUGUUGUGUGUGUGUAUGUGUGUGUGUGUGUGUGUGUGUGUGUGUGUGUGUGUGUGUGUAUGUGUGCGUGGGUGAGUGAUCCACUGUCAAUUUGUACUGUAUAUAACCAAGGCUGAAAAUGAUACCGGCAUUUGAUCCUGUUUUCAUCACCCCUUCUCUUUUUGUUCUGACAUGUUGAUAGUACAUUUCUGAUUUGUGUUUUAUAUAAAAGUUCUUGGGAAAUAA